GGAUACGGCUCAGUCAUGUUUCCUCCUUCAGUGCGCGGUGUUGAAGAGGUUGCAGAAAAAAGGGGUUAGAGGUGUCGGUGGAUGUGAUGGCUCUGAAAAGGAUUCAGAAGGAAUUACAGGACUUGCAGCGGGACCCUCCUUCACAAUGCUCAGCAGGACCGAUGGGAGAGGACUUGUUUCACUGGCAGGCUACAAUAAUGGGACCAGGUGACAGUCCGUAUCAGGGCGGGGUUUUCUUCCUGACUAUUCACUUCCCAACAGACUACCCCUUUAAACCACCGAAGGUUGCCUUCACAACAAAAAUCUACCAUCCAAACAUCAACAGUAACGGCAGCAUCUGUCUGGACAUCCUGCGCUCUCAGUGGAGUCCUGCGCUCACAGUGUCUAAAGUGCUGUUAUCCAUAUGCUCACUGCUGUGUGACCCCAACCCAGAUGACCCUUUAGUUCCGGACAUCGCACACAUCUACAAAUCAGACAAAGACAAAUACAACAGAAUGGCGCGAGAGUGGACUCAGAAAUACGCUAUGUAACUCCCGCUGAUUCCACCGGCAGGACUCUGAACGGUUGCACGUGGACGAUUAACGAGGAUGUACUGUACCACCUUUCUCAAAAACUGGUGGACUGUAUUUUUUUGGUUCUUUAUCCCCCCUUUUUUCCCAUUACAGAGGAAAAGCCGAAACCGACACGUCACGCAUCGAAGCCGUUCGCUUUUUCCGUUUACAGAAACCCAAUGGAACACCGGAAAGGUUUUCAGGCUACUGCUGAAGAGCGUCUCAGAGCAGCCAUUACAAUGAUGUUAAUGAUGAUAAAUCUAGCAUUUGUUACUGGUACAAGUUUUUUUUUUUUUUUUUUCCGCUCUCUUUUUAGAUAUUUUAUGAUAUCAUAUUAAAAACCUGUUCUGGAGCUAUUUUUUAUUUUGAAUUAAAACCAUGAAAGGAUUUUUUUUUUUUUUUUUUUGUGAUGCUGUGUGUGAACUAACAAGCAGGUUUUGUUCUUUUAGAUUGUUAUUAAAGGUUUACUGUGUGUUAGGGGUAUGAUGGUAUACUGUGAUGAAGGAAUCUGGAAUAAUUAUUCUGUUCAUGUUAAACUAUACUGGUAUACAUGACCCCGAGGGGAAAUAAUAAUAAUAAUAAUAAUAAUAAAAGUGUUGUAAAACCAGGUUGCCUUUUGAAAAAGGUGAAAAUAAAAAGAAAACUGUAUUUCUA
Hemibagrus wyckioides is the source of this 1205-nucleotide messenger RNA. RefSeq names its product ubiquitin-conjugating enzyme E2D 1a (gene ube2d1a). Gene Ontology annotation, molecular function: ubiquitin conjugating enzyme activity. Gene Ontology annotation, cellular component: nucleus. Gene Ontology annotation, biological process: ubiquitin-dependent protein catabolic process; protein polyubiquitination. NCBI's taxonomy places the organism in Eukaryota, Metazoa, Chordata, Actinopteri, Siluriformes, Bagridae. The record is from RefSeq and is a predicted model, not a curated record. The transcript has 7 exons. The coding region runs from base 87 to 530 and encodes 147 amino acids.